Molecule: messenger RNA, 1406 nt
Organism: Racocetra persica
Lineage: Eukaryota; Fungi; Glomeromycota; Glomeromycetes; Diversisporales; Gigasporaceae
Source: the annotation of a GenBank genome assembly
CAGAAUAUUUGACUAACGGACAAAUUAAGGAUUUAAAAGAUUAUUGUCUAGGAGUAGAAGUUGGUCUAGGAACCCAUGGCAAAAAAAAUAUUGGCGGCAAAACCAUGGAAAAGGCUGUAGAAACUCUGUUAAUUAAGAAUUGCGUUGAAUAUCAAAAACAGGUGGCAGUAGAUUUUCCGGUGAAUGGUAAAAAAGAAUUUGACUUUCAAAUUAGGUUAGGUGCCAAAGAUUAUUAUCUAGAAACUAGUUUUUUUAAUACUGCCGGCAGUAAAGUUCAAGAAGUAAUUAGGUCUUAUUCCGGAACGAGAUUGAAUAAGUUGUUAGAAAAAGUUAAUGAAGGAAGAGCCAAGAAGGUUAAUUUGACUCAAUUAUUAAAGGCUUUGAUUUAUCAGGGGCAGUUUUUGAAGAAGGAGGAGUGGGAAAAAGGGUUGAAGGAGAAUGAGGAACUUAAAAAAUUAGACCCUAAAAAGAAGCAUCCUAACUUCAAACCAACUCAUAGAUAUAAUUCCUUUACCUACUCCCAACCGAUAGAAAAAAGCAGUUGUGGUUAUAAGGUGGAUAAUGUUCCUUUGUCUGAAAAAGUAGAAAAUAGAAAGUUAAAAUUGUCAUUUGGAAAAAUUAAUAAUCGUUAUUCAAACGACUUGAUUAGAAAUUAUGAUAAGGUAGCAGUAGAGGAUUUGAAAAUUAGAAACAUGAAAACUGAAAUCGUUGCUCGGCAAUUCAUUCGAGUAAAUCCUAGAAAUACAACUCAAACUUGUAGUCUUUGUGAUAGAGAUAUAAAUUCUGCUCGUAAUAUUUUGAAUAGAGCAGAAUUUGGUAAUACAAAUAAAGAAGUAAUCAGAAAACCAACUAAAAAAAUUGAUGGUCGCUCGGCUACUCGCACGGGAAGAAUAGUCCAAUUUGCCACUAGCGUAACUGUGGGUUUUGAUAAUACUAUCAGACAAUUAGCCCGGGAUGAUGGAGCGAAACCUCCUAAAUCUACCACAAUCUGGCUAACGCCACCAAAUAAGAAAUAUGGUAAAUAUACACAACAAAUUAGUCCCGACUGGGAAAAAGAAAUAAAACGUUUAAGCCUAAUUUUAAAAGAUGACAAAAGCAAACAAUUAGAAAAUACUCCACCAGCAGUUAGCCAAUUUAUUUUUGAAUUACUAAAAGAUAAAAUUCCUCCCAAUGGAAUAAUUUUUGACCCUUUCGGAAGUGAUAUCAAAACUAGUGUUUUUUGGUUCAAUAGUUCAGAACAUCCUCGCAGGGGAGGAAUUGAUUUUCUAUUGGCAGAAAAGUCAAAAGUGAAUAAGGAAUUUAAGCCAGCCCUUAUACUUUGUAAUCCUCCUUUUAAUGGGAUGAAGCCUAAAUUGGCCCCAGAAAGCCAAUUUAACCUUAACCAGCAAAAGAAAGAUGAAAUUUGA